Molecule: messenger RNA, 550 nt
Organism: Kickxella alabastrina
Lineage: Eukaryota; Fungi; Kickxellomycota; Kickxellomycetes; Kickxellales; Kickxellaceae
Exons: 1
Biological process (GO): ribosomal large subunit assembly; rRNA processing
Cellular component (GO): nucleus
Molecular function (GO): exonuclease activity; nucleic acid binding
Source: RefSeq, a predicted model, not a curated record
CACGACUACCGCCCAGAGAGCCGUGCGCACAGCUGCCAGCAUUCCGAAAGAAAAGCGCGAAGCGUGGGCAAGUUCCUGGCUAUUGACUGCGAAAUGGUUGGCGCUGGAUUUAAAGGCUCGAGGUCGAUGCUCGCGCGCGUGUCCAUUGUCAACUACUACGGCCAUGUGGUUCUCGACACAUUUGUUAAGCCGACCGAGGCCGUGACUGAUUACCGCACGUGGGUGUCUGGCGUGCGCAAAUCGGACUUGGCCAAGGGCCGCCAUUCAAGGAGGUCCAGGAGCAGGUCGCUGAACUCGUCAAGGACCGCGUUCUCGUCGGCCAUGCCAUUGGCAAUGAUCUUGGUGCACUGCUGCUCACUCACCCGUCGCUGUUGAUCCGCGACACAUCGAGGUAUGCAGGGUUCCGCAAGCUCAACAAUGGGUCUGCGCCAGGCCUGCGUAAGCUGGCAGCCUCUGUGCUUAACAUCAACAUUCAGGAGGGCGAGCACUCGUCGGUACUGAUGCCAAGACCACGAUGCUGCUGUACCGCAAGGUCAAGGAUUUGUGGGAG